CUGCAUUUCUCCCUCAGCAGUUUCACCUCUUGGUUUUAUUGCCAGCACCCUGAAGAUCUGCUGGUAAUAUUCUGCUUUUCACCUUCUUUACUCCUCCAAUUUUUUUCUGAAUUCUUUGCUUCAAUAAUUUAAUUAAUUGUUUUGUUUCCACUCCCACUAAUUUCCAGAGUAACUGAAUAAAUAUUUGUUGGUUUGGAAAAGCCAAAAUUGCUCAGUUCUGUAAUCCAGAGAAAUUCUGGUAAGGCUCCAACUUUCAGGGCAGAUGCAGAAACAUCUCCUGCGCCUCCAAAACUACCCCCCAAUGGACUUAGUGACUGUUAGAUCCACUUGGAAGGAGCAACAGAGCCUGCAAGUUGUGAAGCAGAUCCUGUCAUUCUGACUAAUGGGAAGGAAAAGCUAACCCUGCCUCCAGAUAAUACCAUUCUUGCUCUCCAGUCACUUCCAGCAGCGGGAAGCUAAUGGAUUUAUGCUAGGCUCUCUCUCACUCACAGAAGAGAGAUGAUUAACACUUGCCUGGGUAUAGCUUAUUAAGAAAUACAACAACAAAAGAACUGUCUGUCAAUUGUGUUACGAGGGAGCAAGGAGCCCAGGAAGGUGAGAGUGGAGAAAUCUCAAAUUCUUGUUAUUUAGGAAACAGAGUUGGGUUUCUUGUCAUGUGGUUGAGAAGGGCUUAAAUACCCUCUAAAAAAGGGGUUCAAUGGCUGAAAUACAGGUACUACUUAUCUUGGCAAUGUUGGUCAGUUGUGAAGUAGUUAGAAUUGAGGGCAAAAAAGAAACUCUUACACUGGCAGUGGUCCUUCCCAAAAGUAACACAGUUUAUCCCUGGGCAUGGCCAAGAGUGGGUCCAGCUAUCGAAUUGGCAAUAGAAAGGGUUAACAGAGACCAAAACCUUCUUCCAGAUGUCCAUUUGCAACAUUUAGUUGGUAACAGCGAAGAUAAGAAGGGAAAUUGCUCAGAAUCAAUUGCCCCUCUAGUGGUAGUAGACUUCCAAUUUACCUACCACCCAGAUGUGUUCCUAGGACCAGGGUGCACAUAUUCCACUGCCCCUGUGGCUCGAUUUGCAAGUCAUUGGAAGGUUCCCCUGAUUACUGCAGGGGCAUCUGCCUUUGGUUUUGAUGAAAAAUUUGAGGAGUACCAAUUCAUUACCAGGACUGGACCAAUCUACACCAAGUUGGGGAAGUUUGUGGCACAGAUUCAACAGCAGUUCAAUUGGAAUAGUCGAGCCAUGGUAGUCUACCUUGAAGAUAAGGAAGAUCGUACAAACUAUUUCACCAUAGAGGGGUUAUUCAUAGAACUACGAAAAUUUAAUAAUUUGACAGUGGUUGACAUCAGUUUUAAAGAAGAAGAUCCGAACUACACUUUAAUCACUCAAGCCAUCAAACAAAAGGCAAGAAUUGUCUACAUUUCCUGCAGUCCAGACAAGUUUCGUGAAUUCAUUCUGCAUGCCUGGCGUCAAGGCUUCUGUUCAGGUGACUAUGCCUUCUUCUACAUAGACAUGUUUGGUGCCAGUCUAAAGGGAUCCAGCUAUCCAGACCCCAAACAACCCUGGCAUAGAGGGGACUUAGAGGAUGCCAACGCCAGAGAGGCAUUUAAGGCAGUGAUGAUCGUCACAUACAGAGAACCGGACAGCAAAGAGUACAAGGGUUUCCUCAAGGACCUCAGAAAUUAUGCUGCUAAAAACCUCAACUACACGAUUGACCAGAGUCCGAUUGCGGCAGUAGCAGCAGCAUUUUAUGAUGCAGUGUUUCUCUAUGCUCAUGCUGUUAAUGAGACAAGGGCCAAGGGCUACAGUAUGAAGAACACAUCUGCAAUUCUCAAACAUAUGUGGAACAGAACCUUCCAUGGGGUGACUGGAUUCAUGAAGAUUGAUGACAAUGGUGAUUCUGAGAAUAAUUAUUUGUUGUGGGACCUAUAUGAGCCACUUGGAGAAUUUCAGGUUGUAUCUGUUUACAAUGGGACAACGAGAAGCAUUUCCCCUGUACCUGGCCGGGAGAUUCAGUGGCCUGGAAACCGGAUCCCAACAGACACCCCUCCCUGUGGAUUUGAUAACAGUAACCCGGAGUGUUUGAAAGCCAGCUUCUCCAUCCUGGAAAUCAUGUCUAUAGUGAUUUGCUUCAUCUUGCUGGCAAUCAUUAUAUCCUCCAUCUUCAUAUACAGGAAGUUACGCCUCGAGAAGGAGCUGGCUGCAGAACUGUGGAGAGUCAGGUGGGAGGACAUCCAGACUAGUAACUUGGAAAAGACCUUGCGCAGGGCAGGCAGCAAACUCACCCUAUCUCUGAGAGGUUCUAACUAUGGGUCCCUGCUGACCACAGAAGGUCAGUUUCAAGUUUAUGCCAAGACUGCGUAUUACAGGGGUAACAUUGUGGCUGUCAAACAUAUAAAUCGCAAGAGGAUAGAACUAACUCGAGAAGUGCUGUUUGAACUGAAACAUAUGAGGGAUGUGCAGAAUGAACAUCUUACACGCUUUGUGGGGUCCUGCAUUGACCCGCCAAAUGUAUGCAUCCUGACCGAGUACUGUCCCAGAGGCAGCCUGCAGGAUAUUUUGGAGAAUGAGAGCAUCACUCUGGAUUGGAUGUUCAGAUACUCGCUGAUUAACGACAUUGUGAAGGGGAUGCUCUUUCUACAUAACAGUGUCAUUAUGUCCCAUGGAAAUCUGAAGUCUUCUAACUGUGUGGUGGACAGUCGCUUUGUUCUGAAGAUCACUGAUUAUGGUCUUGCAAGCUUCCGUUGUUCUCUGGACUCUGAAGACUCACAUGCUUUCUUUGCCAAAAAACUAUGGACAGCACCUGAGCUUCUGCGCAUGGAGAAUCCACCUCCCCAAGGCACACCGAAAGGAGACGUCUACAGCUUUGGAAUAAUUCUUCAGGAGGUUGCACUGCGCAAUGGAGUCUUCUACUCUGACAAUGUGGAAUAUAGUCCCAAAGAAAUAAUUGAACGGGUCAAAAGCCAUGAGAAGCCAAGUUUUAGACCUUCCACCAACUUGUACUGUCACAUCCAGGAGGUAGGGCAGCUAAUGCAAAAAUGCUGGAGUGAAGACCCACUGGAGAGGCCAGACUUCAACCAAAUAAAAGUGCUGCUACGCAAAUUCAACAGAGAGAACAGCUCUAAUAUUCUGGACAACCUGUUGACUCGUAUGGAGCAAUAUGCUAAUAACCUGGAGGAACUGGUGGAGGACAGGACCCAGGCCUACCUGGAGGAGAAACGCAAGGCUGAGGCCCUUCUGUACCAGAUUCUGCCACAUUCCGUGGCUGAGCAAUUGAAAAGAGGAGAGACCGUCCAGGCAGAGGCGUUUGACAGUGUCACCAUUUACUUUAGUGAUAUAGUGGGUUUUACAUCGCUGUCUGCAGAGAGCACUCCUAUGCAGGUGGUCGCCCUGCUCAAUGAUCUGUACACAUGCUUUGAUGCUAUAAUAGACAACUUUGAUGUUUAUAAGGUAGAGACAAUAGGUGAUGCUUACAUGGUGGUCUCUGGUCUGCCAGUCCGUAAUGGAAAGCUGCAUGCACGAGAGAUUGCUCGUAUGUCACUUGCUCUCCUUGAUGCAGUUAAGACUUUCAAAAUCCGACAUCGACCAAACCAACAGCUCCGACUACGGAUUGGGAUCCACACUGGUCCAGUAUGUGCUGGUGUUGUGGGACUCAAGAUGCCCCGAUAUUGCUUGUUUGGGGACACUGUGAACACAGCUUCACGUAUGGAGUCUAAUGGAGAAGCCCUUAAGAUUCAUGUGUCCACUGAGACAUGUAGUGUCCUAGAAGAAUUAAAUUGCUUUGAGCUGGAGUUGCGGGGAGACGUGGAGAUGAAGGGGAAAGGUAAAAUGAGAACCUACUGGUUAAUAGGAGAGAGAAGCGACAGCAACUCCCAUGUGUGACUCCAAGAAUCAUCACCUCCAUAGGGACUUGUGAUAUGGGGGAACCCCUCACAAUGAAAGUGUUUGUGCCUCUAGGAUAUGACUCUCUGAUCACUCAAAACCAUAAUAUGGGAUGUGGUCCAACUCUUCAUUAUGGAACCACAAGACAAAGAGCAUGGUGAAGUGAUCAAGAACAUGCUUCAAUAUGGUGGCUACUGGCAACAGAUCCUGUUUAUUCAUUGACACAAGACAACAAACUAACUGGUGACCUUUUUAAAACUUGUAUGCAGGACUUACAAGGUGUCACUUAAUUCUCCUCCCAUAAUCCAAAAAUUAGAUGAGUGUGUCUGCUUGGUGGGUAUUGCAGAUUUAAUCCUUCGCCCAGUAUGGGAAAGCAAAACCUAAGCAGGUAAUCCAAAGAACAUGAAACUUACCCUGUUUCACAAAGCACACUUGAAUUGCUGGUAUGGGGAAGGAACACUGAAUCAGGACAGUUUGUGCAACUAGCACAAAAACACAUUGUACAGUCCACAAAUGUGAAGUGCAUAAUCCUUAUUUUACUUCUAUAAAAAUUUCUACAUUCUGUUAAACUAAUGGGCUCUCAAAAUGCAAAACCUUUCAUUCUGAACAUGAAGGUGAAAGACUGGGCUCAGCCAGGUGAGAGACAAGCAAUAAGAUGAUUAAGGAAAAUAAGCUGUAGGGUGCAAAAGAGGGAUGUGUGUGCAGGCAGACAAGGCAGAAAGAGGCUCCAGGAAGAUAGGAUGCCAGAGGUAGAGAGGAUUGGGAUGGCUAAUAUGCUAGAGAAAAAAUACAUGGUAAAAGAACUGGAUCACAGGAAAGGUUAGUUGGCUAUAGGCCUAUUGCUGAAAGUGCCUGCAGGUGGCUCAUGCCAAGAUAAGGUUUCAGGUAAGAUUAUAAUGGAGAGGGUGUUCAGGGCUGUAACGAAAUGUGAAAAAUGCUGUCUGAUCAAGUGGAAAGAAAGGUUAAAAACUUGCAAUACAAGUGGAUAGAAGUUAUGGGAUGGUAAUAUUAACAGGUGGGGCAGGGCUGCAGGAGGGCCAGCAGAACAAAGACUAAGAUCCGGGAAUGUGCAAGAACAAGGUUCAAAAUUACAAAGGCAUAACAUUGACAAAAUGUUCCAGCAGUCCCUUAUUCAAACAUCAUAUAUAGUCACACAGAGUUAAAGGGAGAAAAAUGUAUAAUAGAUGGAUAGGAUUGCUGACAUGAUUAAUGGCAAUUUGAUCAGGGUCAUACAGUUGUUUAGAACUUGAUGCUACAAGUGAAUGAAAAAGAAUAAUAGACAUUAUUAAAAAGUUACAGGCUACUGACCAGUCAACCAGAAAGGGGGAAGAGAUUCUGCUAUCCAAUAAGGCUUAGUGGGGGAGAAGCUACAAGAUAUCUAAAGGGAUAGAUGCUGCAUAUCAAAGACAACUUGUGGUUCCAGGCCAGAUGUUGUGUGAAUGGGUACUUAUUGUAUGAUGUAUGCCAAAGGAUUCAGAUGUGAACUCAGGCCACCAUGCUUGUACAAGAUAGUGCAUUCAUGGAAUGAGUGGGUGCAAACAGCUAUGGUAAUAAAAAAGGUUUCCAACACUGGAUGCCACCUUUAGGAAUUGUAGGAUGGAUACUGUACAAAAAGCAUAUAUUGCAGAAUUAUAAUUGUGGAAGAAUUUAAACAAUUUUAUUAAAAAAAAAGUUCACCAGGA
Molecule: messenger RNA, 5547 nt
Organism: Bombina bombina (fire-bellied toad)
Lineage: Eukaryota; Metazoa; Chordata; Amphibia; Anura; Bombinatoridae
Gene: NPR1
Product: natriuretic peptide receptor 1
Exons: 23
Coding region: 698-3865 (1055 amino acids)
Biological process (GO): protein phosphorylation; cGMP biosynthetic process; receptor guanylyl cyclase signaling pathway
Cellular component (GO): membrane
Molecular function (GO): protein kinase activity; peptide receptor activity; ATP binding
Source: RefSeq, a predicted model, not a curated record